Molecule: messenger RNA, 665 nt
Organism: Drosophila ananassae
Lineage: Eukaryota; Metazoa; Arthropoda; Insecta; Diptera; Drosophilidae
Gene: Pop4
Exons: 1
Coding region: 43-663 (206 amino acids)
Biological process (GO): rRNA processing; tRNA 5'-leader removal
Cellular component (GO): ribonuclease MRP complex; ribonuclease P complex
Molecular function (GO): ribonuclease P RNA binding
Source: RefSeq, a predicted model, not a curated record
UUGGUCACACUAAUUUUUCUAUUUAUUUAUUUUGCUUUUCAGAUGGACCACGCUACUGCAGAUUUAAAGGAAUUUAUCACUGAUCUUGUAAUGCCCCACCAGCGGUGCAAUGUCAACAUCAUUUCGGACCACAUCACCAUGCUGGAUGGCACAAAGAUCAAGAAGCAGCAUACGCGGAAGCGGAGAGCCCACAAAUCAGCGACUCUGAACCGUCGGGAAUAUGCUAAGUUAGGCUUAAAUACGCUUCCUACAAGACAAAUGAAGUAUGAAGAUGCCCUGCCACUUAACAGUCUAUGGAAGGGAUACAUUCAGGAGCAUUUGGGAUUGAGGGAAGGCGAUCAGGUUCCCCAAGUCCACGAUUCGCGGUACGAGGAGUUCAGUAAACAAUUGGUUAAAAUGGAUUUGCAUGGCGCCCAGCUGACUGUUAUUCAAUCUAAAUGCAAAACCCUGGAAGGACUACAUGGAAUAUGCGUAAUGGACACAAAAAACAUUCUAAAACUUCUUGGCCUUGAUCAUCGUAUAAGGUCCAUACCGAAGAGCGAAUGCGUCUUUGGAUUAAAAGUAGGCAACAUGGACUUCACCAUCUUUGGCCAACACCUCAACAUUCGACCCGCGGAAAGAAGUGUGAAAAAAAUAAAGAGUUAUGUAGAGCCUUUCAAAUAAAA